GAAUUAAAAGACUAACUGAUCAACAUGCAAAAGCUUCUUCCCGUUCUUCUUGUCUUCCUUUUGGCUGCAGAAAUUUUUGUGGUCUCUGCUCGCUUCUCAAAAACCAAGAAACCAAAGGACGAAACAACAACUAUUGCUGCUGAACCAGAAGAUAUAGAAAACGACCCAGCACCAAAAAAGUGUGGCGGUUGUAAAAAGAAAUGUAAAUGUGGAUAUGACGAUUGUAAUAAAUGCUAUUGCAAGGAAAAAUGCUGGGCUUAA
This is a messenger RNA of Meloidogyne enterolobii, 261 nucleotides long. NCBI's taxonomy places the organism in Eukaryota, Metazoa, Nematoda, Chromadorea, Rhabditida, Meloidogynidae. The record is from the annotation of a GenBank genome assembly.